AUGUCGUCCCGGUCUGUUUCUCCAGAAUUCUCUCCCCGAGCCAUGGACGAGGAUCUCGCUCCCGUACCCGCAUACAAAUCCGCCUCAACCACCUCAAUCGACUUCUCGGGUCUCCUCGAGUCUCCGCUUCAGCUCCACGAAGACCUGAAGUCUGGAUGUGGCGGACAGCUGUGGCCUGCCGGUAUGGUACUGGCUCAGCAGAUGCUUCGUUACCACAGAACUUCGCUGAGAAAGGCUCGGAUUCUUGAGCUCGGAGCUGGUGGUGGACUGGUUGGACUGGCGGUGGCUGUUGGGUGUGAACUGGACCAUCCCAUCUACAUUUCCGAUCAAGAAAAUAUGCUCGAUCUGAUGCAGCAGAACAUCAAGCUGAACGGUCUGGAGUCACGUGUAAAGGAAAUCGUGCUGAAUUGGGGUGAUCCGUUGCCAGAAGCAGUUGUCAAGGUGAAACCAGAUCUGAUCCUGGCAGCCGACUGCGUGUACUUCGAGCCCGCCUUCCCCUUACUUCUCGCUACGCUUGAGGACCUCCUUGAGCUGUGCGAGGAAUCCGUCGUCUACUUCUGCUUCAAGAAGCGGAGGAGAGCAGAUAUGCAGUUCAUAAAAAAUGCCAAGAAGAAGUUCCUGGUCGAGGAAAUUGAGGAUCAGGACAGACAGACGUUUUCCAGGGAAGGGCUGUUCUUGUACACAUUCAAACGAAAGCCAUGA
Molecule: messenger RNA, 702 nt
Organism: Drepanopeziza brunnea f. sp. 'multigermtubi' MB_m1
Lineage: Eukaryota; Fungi; Ascomycota; Leotiomycetes; Helotiales; Drepanopezizaceae
Biological process (GO): peptidyl-lysine methylation
Cellular component (GO): cytosol; cytoplasm
Molecular function (GO): protein-lysine N-methyltransferase activity
Source: RefSeq, a predicted model, not a curated record